This is a messenger RNA of Peronospora belbahrii, 2508 nucleotides long. Lineage: Eukaryota; Oomycota; Peronosporomycetes; Peronosporales; Peronosporaceae. The record is from the annotation of a GenBank genome assembly.
AUGGCAGGCGACAAGAGCUGCCGCCACGUCGGCCAAGCCGUACGUCUAAUGGACUUUCGUCGUGAAUUAAGAAAACGUGUACAACUUGUUUGUGAGCACUGUACAAUUGCUCCAGUGACGAUCAAUACAUUCGAUAUUACUACACAAAGUUGGGAAAAGUAUGCAACAAAUACGGAUUUAAUUGUAUGUGUAAGCUGCGCUUUUGUCGGCUGCUUUAGUCAUGGACAUUUUGGUCUCCAUUUGCAGUCGCAUUCGAAACACUUUGUGGGAUUAAAACUAGCAUCCAAGACAUUUUGGUGUGAACCUUGUAGUAUCGAUAUUCCUACAUGUAUACGACCUAAGGUUGAAAUAGCACGGCAAGCUUUUUGUGAUGCAGUGGAUGAAAUUGCAGCCAAGAAACGACGACAGCUUCGGAGUCAACGACCAAGUAUAAAGGUUACUUCGACUUCUACGUCACCAAUUACGACACCGAAUGGAUCAGCCAAAAAAAAACUUGAUAUGGAUACACACACAGACACACCGUUGGUUCAUUUGCUUGAUAUGGAUACACACACAGACACACCGUUGCGACAACAAAGUGGACACAGCAAUGGUGAACAUACUAAUGGAACAGCAUUGCUGAACAUGCCACUUCGUACAAGAGCAGGCGAAGGCAAAUUACGACGACGGAUGCUCAAGACGGCAAUUCACAAGAAGGAACCUGUGCUGGACAUUAAUAUUCCGACGAGCAGCUCAGAUCAUGCAGAUGGAGGCGAACUACCGACCACGGUGCUAGGCUUUACAAAUAUAGGCAACACGUGUUAUUUCAAUGCAUCUAUACAGGCAUUACUGACAGCGACGCACUAUUUUCCCGAACAUACGCACAUCGAGGAGGUGUUGGAGACAACAAACACACCGAUCACCACUACCUUCACGAAGCUACAUGAGACAGUGAGGAAGCGCGCUCGGAAAGUACUUGCUGAAGAGUCCUCUUCAGACAGACGUCUUAAAGGCAAGUGUGGUCGUUCGCGCUCCAGCUCGUCUUCAGUACUGACUGUGGCACCACUGCUCAAGGAGAUUCGCAAGAAGUUUGCGCAGUUUCGUGGGCAUUAUCAGCAAGAUGCACACGAACUAUUUAUUAGUUUUCUUUGGGCUAUUGACGAGGAGAUGGACCCUCCGUUGCCUUUGCUUGAUGAAUCUGGUGAGGUUUCUGCAAAGCCUACUUCUGCCAAUACUGUUACAAACAGUGGUUGUAGUACCGCAAACUCAUCGGAACGUCCGGAAGAUGAUGGAGAUGAUUUAUCUCGUCGAAAAGGAACAUGGCCUGAAGAAGAUGCGACUGAUGGUGAGCAGAUAGAAGACGGUGAUCAGGAAUUGGAGGAAGACGGUUGCGAGAGCGAGGCUGAGAACUCUGAACAAGAGGAUUUGAAGCAAUUUUUUGUAAAAACAGAGACCGGUGAGACGAUCUCGAUGCAGGUGCCGAAAAGUGCGGCGUUGAAAGAGGUUCAGCACUUGUUGGCCAAACGGCUUAACCUCAACGAAGAAGAUAUGAUACUGGAUGCGUCAAAGGUAGAAUUGCGCGCGACGCUUUCGUCGCGGCCGUCAGCUGUGCUUCACGCGAGAGCUGAGAAGAGGAAAAUGUACUCGAGGCUAAACUUUACGCGCAAUUUAUUCGGUGGCGCACUUACGACGGCCGUGGAAUGCAAAGCUUGUGGCAAGCGAACGGAAAUCGUCGAGAAUGCUUUCCACCUAAGCGUGUCCGUUCCAGAUAGGCACCAGCAUGAAUUAACGAUUACGGAUUGCCUGAACAACUUUGUCGCUGAGACUCAAUUGCUGGUGGAGGACAAGAAUGGCUACGACUGCGAGAAGUGCUCGCGUCAGCUAAAGGUACGCAGUGCGACCGGCCUAUUUAUUCGCAAGAAACGCCUGGGAUCGAACGCUCAACCGGAGAUGGAGGUAGUGCUGCGAGAUGCGUCCAUGCAUUUAUUUGUUUCGGCAAUACCUCGUGUUCUUGUAGUGCAUGUCAAGCGUCUGGCACGUUCUCGAAAAAUCACGCAGCACAUUGCUUUUCACGAAAAGCUGGACAUGACUCCAUACGUAAGCGAUGUACUUCGCCAAGGUGGCGGUGACGCAAGGAAGUAUUCGCUUUGUUACGAGCUUAUCGCAGUUGUUGUGCAUAUGGGCAACAGGCGAUCCGGUCACUACGUUGCGUACGUUAGCCGGUCACGCCGGCGUGAGGCCUUGCUGGCAGCCCGUGCGCGCAGCCGCUUCACUUCAGAAGAAGGUAGAGCUGCCGCCUCUAUGGUUACAACACCACGAAUCAAGGAGGGUUCACCACGGACGUGGUACUAUGUCUCGGACACCGUCGUCAAGCGUGUGUCUCUCGAGCAAGUAUUGCAAUGCGAAGCGUAUAUGCUGUUCUAUCAGCGUCGACCAAAAGCCUUUGUUACCAGAGCGGCACCGGCGACUUCUCCAAAAGCAGAGACGGAAAGAUCGUCGACAGAACCCCAUUGUAAAGCUAGCGUGUGA